CGUAUAAUGGUUUUUCUUUAAUUUUACUGGUAUAUAAUUUUUGGUUCACGGGAUCAUACUCAGCUUUUUGAAUAUCUGGAAAAUCAGGUGAGUAACUGUAAAAUAUGUGAUUCAAUUAUGGAUUUGCAGCCCAAAAGAUAAGAAAGAAAGGAGGUUCAGUAAUACAAGGGAGGUCUCUGAUUAAAAGUUUAAGAGACAGAGUUAAAAUUGGUAAGCCGGCCGAUUUAAACUUUAGAGAAGCGAGGUUUAGGGUGAUGAUAGAGCAGAAGAAUGGGUAAGCAUUAGGUAUUCAAACAAAGAAACAAUAAAAUUAGGUAUUCUCGAAAUCAGUUGGGGAAAUUGAGAGAGAAACGAAUAGGGGAAUUGAAUUAGGGUUAUGGUAUACAAAUAUAAUGCUGUGUUCUUCUCUAAGGACCCGAUUACAGUCCUGGCUUCGUGAUUACGACAAACUUCAAUCCGUUGCCGUCAUUCUCCUCUACGUCCAAAUUGGAUGCUCAUUAGUUGGAUCUCUAGGAGCUCUGUAUACUGGGGUUCUUCUUAUCAACUUGGCUAUUGCCCUGUUUGCCCUUGUUGCCAUUGAGAGUGGCAGUCAAAGCCUUGGCCGAACUUAUGCCUUUUUACUCUUCUCUGCAAUCCUGCUGGACAUCUUCUGGUUUCUUCUUUUCUCCUAUGAUAUAUGGCACAUCUCGUCAGAGAAUAAUGGAGCAUCAUUUAUCUUUUCCUUGAAACUCACUCUGUUAAUGCAAAUUCUUGGAUUGUCAGUAAGAAUAUCAUCGGCUUUCUUUUGGAUUCAGAUGUACAGACUGGGGCUUGCAUAUGUCGAAAGUGCAGUUUCUCGAGAAGCAGAUUUUGAUUUAAGAAACAGUUUUCUAAGUCCUACCACACCUGCAGUAGUUAGACAAUCCUCAGAUUCUGAUGAUCAACUAGGUGGAUCUAUAUAUGAUCCAGCAUACUACUCCUCUCUUUUUGAAGUUAAUCAAGAUGAAAAACACUCAAAAAAGGGCCAAAGCGAUGUCAAGGAUGGUGAUUCUUCAUCUCAGACUGAAAGCUGUAUAUUGAAGCUGUCUGUGGGGAGUGCUUUUCAGACUAUAGUGAAUCCCAGCUAUAUGCAUAUGCCGUUUUCCUACGAGGGUCACUUAGUAAAUUAUAACAGGACGAGAAUGCGGCAUGUCGUCGUCUUAAUAUUUUGUAAUAAUAUGUUUAUUUUUGGAAAUAGACAUUCCAAAGUCAAAUGAGUUUCUCUACAUGCUUUGUUAAAGAGAUUAAAGCUGUCAUCAACAAGCCUCGUAUACUGAUUUUUGUAGGACUGGCAUCCCGCAUCCAUAUAUAUGAACUACAUGGUAUAUAUUUUUUCCAUACAUAUAUUUUUUUUGGGAAAAAAUGGUUUUAAUAAUUUUAAA
Molecule: messenger RNA, 1400 nt
Organism: Chenopodium quinoa (quinoa)
Lineage: Eukaryota; Viridiplantae; Streptophyta; Magnoliopsida; Caryophyllales; Amaranthaceae
Exons: 6
Coding region: 393-1235 (280 amino acids)
Source: RefSeq, a predicted model, not a curated record